AUCAUAACAAGUUAGCGCACUAUCGCUGACGAGUUUCAAAAUGGCUAACGCUUGUAUACUGUUAUUAUGCGUGAUAGUCGGAUCCGUUGUUUUCGUUCUGAAAAGAAUUUGGGACCAUUUGACGAGAGUCCCCUCGGUUCCAAAAUUGCAGAAUACAUGGUGGGGCCCUGAUGAACCCACGGAAGGGGAUUCAGAAAUCAGACCAUUCAGAAUAAGCAUUUCUGAAAAUGUACUCAGUGAUCUUCGACAUAGAUUAAAAAAUUCAAGGCCUCUAAAGCCACCUCUCGAGGGCACGAAACACGAGUAUGGAAUAAAUCCGAAAUUGACCAAAGAAAUUGUAGAUUAUUGGGCAGAAAAGUAUGAUUGGAGGAAAAGGGAACUUUACCUGAACCAGAUGCCUCAGUUUAAAACGAAAAUUCAAGGCUUGGAUAUCCAUUUCAUACACGUAAUACCGAAGGUACCUGAGGGUCAUAGAAUAUUUCCACUCUUGCUUUUGCAUGGAUGGCCUGGGUCAUUCAGGGAAUUCUACGAGAUUAUACCACUACUCACCAGCCCAAAAGAGGGUAGAGAUUUCGUUUUCGAAGUCAUUGUUCCAUCUUUACCAGGAUAUGGAUUUUCGGAUCCAGCCGUUCGUUCUGGAAUGGGAGCACCCCAGAUGGCCGUCGUGUUAAAAAAUUUGAUGUUGAAACUGGAUAGGAAAAAAUUCUUCAUUCAAGCUGGAGAUUGGGGAUCAGUUAUCAUGUCGAAUAUGGCCAUAAUGUUCCCAGAACACGUCAUUGCCGUUCAUAAUAAUUUCUGUUUGGACUUUUCUGUGAAAGCUACGCUUAAGAGGGUACUUUAUGGUUUCUGGCCUUCUCUGGUCGUUGACGAGAAAUACAAACGCUUGGUAUACCCAACGACAACAUUUUUCUCUAAUCUCAUCGGAGCAACCGGUUAUUAUCAUAUUCAAGCAACAAAGCCUGAAACUAUAGGGGCAGCCCUAAGCGAUUCGCCAAUGGGGUUGGCUGCUUACAUUCUCGAGAAAUUCAUUGAUGAAAAUGGCGACCUCACGAAGAAGUUUACAAUGGAAAGUCUUUUGGAUAACGUAAUGAUAUAUUGGGUUACCAACUCCAUGACUACUGCAAUCAGAUUAUACGCUCAAACUUAUCAUAAAAACGUUUCUUCGUUACAUAUUGAUAGGAUCCCUAUUCCCGUGCCUACUGGUUAUGCGAGAUUUGUUAAUGAUGCUGUUUAUUCUCCUGAGGCUCUGCUAAAGGACAAAUAUCCUAAUUUGAUCCACGUAUCUGACCUAAAUGGAGGUCAUUUUGCAGCUAUGGAGUGCCCCCAGACACUGGCAUCAGAUUUGUUUGAUUUCACCGAAAAGGUGUUGAGUCUGAAUGAAAAUGUAUUAUCUAGUUAAAGUUGUGCUUUGUUGAAAUAAAUGAAUGUUGAAGUGGA
Messenger RNA from Coccinella septempunctata (seven-spotted ladybird), 1437 nucleotides. RefSeq names its product juvenile hormone epoxide hydrolase 1-like. Lineage: Eukaryota; Metazoa; Arthropoda; Insecta; Coleoptera; Coccinellidae. The coding region runs from base 41 to 1399 and encodes 452 amino acids. Gene Ontology annotation, molecular function: epoxide hydrolase activity. The transcript has 5 exons. The record is from RefSeq and is a predicted model, not a curated record. Gene Ontology annotation, biological process: epoxide metabolic process.